Messenger RNA from Rubroshorea leprosula, 746 nucleotides. NCBI's taxonomy places the organism in Eukaryota, Viridiplantae, Streptophyta, Magnoliopsida, Malvales, Dipterocarpaceae. The record is from the annotation of a GenBank genome assembly.
AGCGUCUGUCUACCCUCUCUACGGUGCGCUUGAUUCGUUAUCACUGAGCAGAUAGAACCUUAGGCAGCCAUUUAAUGAACCGUGUUGCAAGAGAAUUUGCUUGUUUCAAGAUUUCACAAGGAUUGUUAAAUCUCUUUCCUUUGUUUUGUCUCUGGUGAUAGCUAAAAUGGCUUUCUUUCUUAAGGUUAAUGGUGGGCAAGAAGGUCGACCAAUUAGAGCUUAUGAGCUUGCAAAAGCAGUCGAAGAGCUGGGAGCAGGAGAAAUACUGCUUAACUGUAUUGACUGUGAUGGCCAAGGCAAAGGGUAUGAUCUAGAUUUGAUAAAGUUCAUCUCAGAUGCUGUCGACAUCCCCGUCAUUGCAAGUAGUGGUGCUGGUGCGGUUGAACAUUUCUCAGAGGUGUUCAGGAAAACAAAUGCAUCUGCAGCCCUUGCUGCUGGCAUUUUCCACCGGAAGGAGGUACCAAUUCAGUCCGUUAAAGAGCACUCGUUGAAAGAAGACAUAGAGGUUAGACUCUAAUCUUAUCAUUGACAUGGAGGCUUCUCGGAUAGAGUCAGAGGCACCAUCAAAACAUAUCCUUAAGUCAUCAAGUGCUUGGAUGUAGAUGACACUUCUAUCCCACCAGAACAAGUCUCUUGCAAUGGCUCUAUCUUCAUUGUUUUUCUGGUCAUAGAAUUUUAUUUUUGGUAUUUCUAAUAUGUAUCUUUUACUGUAUAGAUUAAAAGUAUAAUAAAUACAUAUUUUUAUC